GGUAUAGUGCCUACUGUUUCCACGCGUUCGGCGACUCCUACCGGUGCGCAAUCAGCAGCACUGGAGCACCAGGCGGUGAUGCGUCGCACCAACCGUUUCCAGUCCUUGGGAACGACAAGUAAAGACGGGCGUGUCGCGUGUGCUCCUCGAAUGGGCGACUACCCAGGGACUACUUUCGACGGUUUACGAACAGUCUCCCCCAGGACUGUCGCUGUGGACAUAGAAGCGACGGUGGCUUGUCAGCCGAACAACCGCUCCGCCGUAAUAGGUCAGACCAGACAGAACUGAAGACGAAAAAGACGCUUGGCACAUUUAUGAAAGUUGUGUCGUGUGGCCGUCAAGUGCUUGAGCUCGAUGUCUGGCAGGAGCGUCUCUGUCGGGUCGCAGCCGUUGGUUGCUGUACUCGGUUUACUGGCGGCGGUUCAAAUGCGCUUAAGAAAAAGCCGCAUCUGUGCAGGCAAUUCAAUCUCUGUGAGUCACUGUCGACAUGCAAAUGCGAAGCGUUGUGGUCAACUAUGAGAAGGGGUCAUUUUCCGAAUUGGCGCUCUGUGGCGGAAUGUUACAUGUGGGGCAACCCACGCGGUGUCCUCGACAAGGAAACAGUGAAUAAUCUAUCUGUCGGAUUGACCGACAUUUCGAGUAGAAGACUGACACGCAACCUCGCCUGGGAGGAGAAGACUGUACUGACGCAGGGGGGCCCUCGUCUGUCGCCCUGGCGUAACGAGCGGCCGUACCGUCCCGCUAGGUGGCAACCGCUGUGUGUUUCUUCGAUGAGACAAGGAUGGUAUUUUGGGGGCCGCCGUCCCUGUUACGUCUACUUAUCUCUCUACAUGCUUUGGUGCAAUGGCUGGGCGUCUUUCGCAGCAAACCACUCUCUAAGGCAGGAAUCAUAAUUGUGUGGUUUCGUUCGUCGCCCGAGCUGCAAGCUGUCACUGCCAGCCACACGCCAGGUGACGCAG
This is a messenger RNA of Toxoplasma gondii ME49, 959 nucleotides long. RefSeq lists its product as hypothetical. Lineage: Eukaryota; Apicomplexa; Conoidasida; Eucoccidiorida; Sarcocystidae. The record is from RefSeq and is a predicted model, not a curated record. The transcript has a single exon. Bases 315 to 893 code for a protein of 192 amino acids.